Messenger RNA from Frieseomelitta varia, 15023 nucleotides. RefSeq lists its product as uncharacterized. The transcript has 16 exons. Bases 250 to 13584 code for a protein of 4444 amino acids. Gene Ontology annotation, biological process: regulation of gene expression. Lineage: Eukaryota; Metazoa; Arthropoda; Insecta; Hymenoptera; Apidae. The record is from RefSeq and is a predicted model, not a curated record. Gene Ontology annotation, cellular component: nucleus.
ACAAUACGUGAUUACGGUAUAAAACCACAAAUCACAAAAAAGGAUUUCCAUUAUCUUUCAACAUAGUAUCAAUGAAUUAUAACACGUUAACGAAUGCGUUAUUACUGUAAGGCAUAAGUAAUUUUCAAUCAAACGAGCAUAUAGUAGAAAAAAAGCGCGCUGAAAGAGAACAAAAUAAUGACCGAGAAAUGCUUUUGAGUAUAAAGAUUUUCUUCUCCCGGCACAGGUGAGCGAUAGACAACGAGCGAGAUGGACGAGUAUGAUAAGAAAUUCGCCGAGAUGCAAAAAUACAUUCCAUUUUUGGAAGCGAUGAUAGAGCGGUUGCAAAACGUUAAGGACAAAUCGCGGGAAGUGCAGCUGCAGAAAAUGCAAAGCCUACACGGAAUCUUGUCGAACAGCAAAAGAAAGUUGAAGAUCGAGACGUUGCAGCGAUGUGAAGACGUUCUUCAAAAGUUACACAACAAAGUAGAAAAGUUUCAGGGAAAUACACCCGGAUUGCAUUUUCCGCACAAGAAAAGCGAUGUUACCUCUGCGCAAUGUUCAAAUAUGCUUGAAGAUGUAAAGUCUCACGCAGAAGACGUCAUGGAGGCCCGAGAGAUUCAUGAGACGCCGGCCAGUCCUAGUCCUCCAGUUAGUCCAGACUCGGGUUCGCAAGUAGAGCCGAUAAUAAUUCCUACCGAACGCAGUAUAGACUUCGAUGACAAAUCUGACAGUAAACCAGCCUCUCCUGAUCCCAUAGACACACUACCGACCAAAGCCCCCAUCAUUAUACCUACAGAGAGGACAAGCAACGAUUUAAUUCUGUCACCGCAGCGUUUAUGCAAAAGCGCGGACGAUGUGUCGUUCACCGAAUGGGAUAUGCUCGAGGAGAACGAGAAUCAGAUCUCGAGGAACAAAAAUUGGCAAACGAUCAUUACUUCUAACCAUGACGUUGUUACAGCGGCCAAAAUGGCUGGAAGUAAUUUAUCUCCGAAGGUGAACGACGGCAGACCUCACGUACCUAUGUCGAUGCACCUCCCUCGGCAAAUACAGACCGUGCCAGUCCCCUCCUUGUGCGGUUCCAGAAGAUUGUCGUCGAUUUUAGAAAAAAAUCGGAUGAUGGGAGUGAACAUGGACCAGAUUUCGUCGGAGUCUAGACCUGAAUCGCCUGUUAAUGUGCCUGAUGCUCGGUUGAAGUCCCCAGAUUCGGAGAUUCUCUACCCGAAACUUUGUAAGAAGUCCGGUUCGAAGCCUCCGGCGCCGCUACUGCUUUCACCACCUCCCGUUUCCACGGAACCGCCAUUGUCCAUGGAAGAUUUGGCUGAAUUGUUGAACGAUGAAGACAGCAACAAAGUGGAGAAGAGUGAUAGGCUAAGGGAGGAUCUAGGUAAAUUCAAGAAGGACAAACAGGAAUCAGGUGGGAAUGUUAAGGAUGCAAAGACGUCUAAAUCGUUUGUAUUGACGCAAGAGGAUAUUGACAGCGAGAGCGAGAGGCGUUGGGAGGAGAUAGACAAGCACAUAGUUAAGUUAACCAGUAGGAAAUGUUUACCCAGUAAUUUAAAUGCUACACUGGUGACGAAAACCGAUGCUCUGAAGCCUGGUGAAACAAAGGGACCACCUCAGGGUAAUUUAGGUCAUGGUUCUAGUUCGUUUACGACGAGCACGAGUACUAUUGACGGUAGAAAUAUACCAUCUUCGCCUAGCUCUAAGGCGGAGCCGCGUUUCGCGGACAACUAUGAACGCCAUCCUCGUCAGUUGCGUGACAACCAGGCCCAUGAUAAAGAUAAAUCUAACGUGCACAACGUGCACUGUCGGCCUGACGACGAUAUGCCCAAUCAGAUGCCUAUACAUCAUGGCAGUUCGAUUAAAUCGGAUGAUAGAAACGCUAUGUUGUAUCAAAGGCGUCAGGGGAAUAUUGAGAUGGCGCCUAGGAUAGAUACGGAGUUUCGAAUGGAGGGACCCGAGUACUUCAAUAGGCAAGUACCGAAUCAAGGCCAUUGGCCCUCCAUGCACGCGCCCGUAAACGCGAAUGAUUUUUGCAACAAUCAGUGGCCACCGUCUUCCAAUUUUAGUGGUAUGCCUAAUUCUCCUGCCCAAACCUAUCCACAUCCAAUGGGUAUGCCACAUCAAGAGAUGUGGAAUGUAGGUACUAACAGAGAGUCUAUCCAUAUGGAUCCCCAUCAAAUGAAUGACGGCCAGAUGAGGCCUAAUCAAUUCCUUCCAAAUAUAAACACUGGUAUCAGACCUCUGAUGAGCCCCAAUACGAGACCUCAGGAUAUAAGCCAUAUUCCACGACCAGAUGAUAUACCCAAUGUUGAUGUACCCAAUGUACCAACCAUACAGCCUUUAAUAUCGCCCACAAGGUUUCCUGUUGGCCCGCAGUACAGAAAUUUUCAGGGUGAGAAUAGACCUUACGAGCAACCUUUUGAUAGAGGAAUGGAGUAUCCUCAUCAGAGACAGUCGUGGGAUUCUCCUGUUAACCGACCGAACGACGGACCGUAUAGACCAGAGAACGAAGUUCCUUGUGGUGUGAUGGGCCCCGCAGAAAGUUCUUCAGGGCCAUAUCCCAGACCCAGCACACCUUGUCCCUGGAACAGAGACAGAGACCGUAGCGGUAGAGGACGCAACGCGUACUACAACGAAAGAAAUAGAUCAGAAUCUAGGAAUAAUUUUAAUCGUGAUACUCGUAGACCCGAAUGGUCUGAGUGUAAUAGGUUUGGCAGAGAUGGUAGAAAUAUAUUUGAUCGUGACCCUAGGGUACGCACGGAACACAAUUUAAAUAACAAUCAAUCCAGAGAUAAUAGUGCUUCGGUUAGGGAUCCUCGGUUAGCUAAGGACAAGCAUUUCCCCCUUGGUAAAGGUAAAGACAGUAGUUUCAGCGAGAGAGAUCCCAGGAAACGUCAGCCACUACUGCCAACCCCGACGUUUAGGAAAGUCAAAGAAAAGCGUAAAUCUCCUCCGAAGUCAGUUGACAGCCAUAAACGCGUGGACGCAGAGAAUAACACCAAACAAGCACAAGAGAAGAUAAUUAAAGACAAAAAACAGUCGCCUUUAGAGAGUUUAUAUGGAGUUAUUGAUACGAAAGCGAAGUCCGCGCAAGGGUAUUGUUUGCAAAACUUUAAGAUACCUAAAAUAAAACGUAACGAAUCGUUAGAGUCGCCAACGUCGAGUCAUAUGUCGGAGGAAACCAAAGAGUGUUCUAUUGAAAAACAGGAUGACAAAAUUAUUAAGAGAGAUAAGGAAGAUUCAACUGUGGAAGUUAGUAGCAGCUGCGAUGGAAACAUACCUCUUGAGAACUGGAACGAGGACAAUGUAACCGAUGACAAGAAAGAAGAACAGAAAGAAGAGAACAUUUCUAGCGAAACUCCUGGGAAAGACAAAACUGUGGAUAUUGUUGAAUUAGAGUCUGUUGGCGCUACCUCUUCUAAAUUAUCUACCAAUGUUGAGAAGAAAGAAGAAGUAGAAUCGGAAGGAUCCAAAUCGAAGGACGAGGUAACCCAGGAAUGGAUAGAAAAUUUAAUUAGAAAAUCCUUCGAAUUUGGCGAGGGAAAAAAGUUCGUUGAACAGGCAAAAUUUAUGCAAAAGCUGGGUGAAGUAUUUCAGGCGAAAAAGCUGAAGAAGAUCAAGAGGAUCAUUGAGUCAGAGUCAGAGAGUAGCAGUUCGGAUAAAGAUGAUACUCCUGAGACAAAGAAAGUUCAGAUGAGGAAGAAACGACGAGUAAUUGUUUCAGAUAGUUCGGAUGAAGAGUCUCUUGCUGAAAGAUUUGACAUCCUAAAGACAAUGAACAAAGAAUUGAUUCAAGACACACCAAUGAAUGACCAGGAAGAAGAUACAAAUAAAAUUCUUGAAAAAGAGAUUCCCAACAUUAAAUCUUCUGAUCUUGAGGGAAAAGAUGCUGAAGAUUCCACCAUUCAAAAAGAGAUUACCCAGAAUACUAUUGAAACUCAAAAUACUAUCGAAGAAAAGAAGGAAUCGAAUGAAGAUGAAGUAAACACAGAGAAAGAAAAGAACGUUCCAGAAACAUCUAACAAUGUCAAUAAAGAAGAGUCAACUGAAGAAAAGGAAAUUGUUUUGAAGACACCAAAGGUCAAAGCGAAGAGAAGGAAUUCUCUGGAAAUGUUGCAAGAAGAUAUUAGAGAAAUGUUCAUUAGUGAUGGUGUUGUAGCAGCAACUGGCCAUAGGUUGUGCAGAACACAGAAAGAAAAAGAAAAUCAAAAUAAUGCAGGUACAAAUUCUUCUAAUCAAACUAUCGCAAACACAAAGAAAAAAGAAUUAAAAAAAGAAUUGAAAAAAGAAUUAAAUGAUUUAGCGAUAGAUCUUGAUUUAGAAGAAACAAUGGUUUCAUCCAUCUUCUUCAAACAAAAGAGAUCUACACGUGUUGCUGAGGAAGCAAGUAAGAAGGAGAAAACAAAGAGAGAGAUGCAAAGAAUCACUAGACAACGUUCGAAACAAUAUAAUCAGAGUUCAGAUAGCGAAGAGGACCAGCCACUGGCACUCAGGACAGAGUUAGUUCAAAAUUCUAAUUCACUGUGCAAUCAGGAAGUAUCUAAUGAUGAUUCUGAGAGUCUAAGGCGAAGCAAACGUAUAAUUAACAAGGAAACAAUAAAAGAACCACGAGUAAUAGUCGAGAAGACAGACAUUUCCAAGUUGGAGUGCUCUAAAGUAAUGUUUGAUAGCUCCUCUGAUGAGAGUUUUGGGAUAGAUGUAUCUGAACUGGCUGCAGCUGUAGACAUUUCACUUCAUCCGGAUAAACAAUCUGAAUCUGAGGUAUUGGAACAACCAGAAAAGAAAAAGGAUACUCCAUCUUUUCCCAGAAAGUCUACAAGAAAAAAAGGAAGUGAGUUGUUGAAUGAAAAUAAAGAUAAUGUUCAAUUUACUGAUGAAGAAAGUAUUACUUCUGAUGUUUCUAUGUCGAGUAGUACAGCUUCUGGCAAGAAAACGGGUGCUAGUUCAACCAGAAUGGAUACUAACUCUAAUAAGAAGUUAUUGAGUAACAUUUUAGUGGGAUUAGUGUCGGUAAAGAAUGAUGCAGAUAAAGACUCAUCAAUAGCAGACAAAGGAAGUGAUGCGGAUGUUGAUGAUGAUGUAAACGAUCAAUUACCGAUUGAAUCGAGUACGAAAAAAUCUUCAAUGAAGAAGAAGAAAAAAAAAUGUAACUGGCAGAUGGGUAUUCUGUCUAAGAAGAGAAAGAAAAAGACUCUUAUAGCUUCUUCUCCCAAGGGCGAUUGUUAUGUUAAUACUAGUUCUGAACUGGAUAUUUCAGACAAAAUAGAUUCCAUUUUAGAAAGUACAAUAAACAAAGAUAGCAAUUCAGUUACUAUUACAGAUCAGAAUAUUUUGGAAAAGCUUGAGGAUGUUAAAGAUGUCAAUUCUAGUGAGGUACUUCAAGAUAAUUCAAAAAAUGAUAAAGAAAGUAUACCGAUUAUAUCUGAUUCUAUAGAAUCUUCUUCAAGUAAAGCUUUUGCCAAUGAAACAAAAGCACAAUCAUUGGUAGUCAAAGAUAAAGAACAGAUUAAUAAUAAUGCUGAACGGAGCAUUAUUAAGAAUAAAACUGACAUAGACAAAUCUUUUUCUGAAAUAGACAUAAAAAAAUUGAUCGAUUAUGUUUGUACAGGGCAAGAAAAAUAUAAAUGCUUGCUUUGCUCCUUUACCGGCAAAAGUAUCGUCCAUCAUUAUAAGUUAAGUCAUGCAGGAAAGGAAAUUUUAAUUUCUAGAUUGAAACAGUCGGAUGCUUUAUUAGCUAUUCAAAACGCAAAUGACAAUGAUGUAGAAAAUUCAUCAUUGAAUCCUCUGACAGAGAAAACUUGUAAAUUUCGUUGCAGAUUUUGCUCUUUAUUCAGCGAAGGAGCUACAAAGGUUGCAAUGGAAGCAUUUUAUGAACAUUGUACUACUCACACAGGAGAAUACAGAUUUCAGUGCAAUAGUUGUCCUUAUCAAGCUGUAGCCAAAUCCUCCAUGAGGACUCAUUAUUACAAAGUGUGUCGAAAGUUUAAAGACACUUUUGCUGAAGCCAUAACUGAAGACGAAAUACCCGACGAAAAUCGUAUUUAUGGUUAUUUAUGCUCAUGUUGUAAUUUUGUUCAAUUAAAAAAGUGUAAUGUGGAAGAACAUAUUAAUUUGUGGCAUAAAGACGAUUCGACUGUUAAGAUCAUUAAGAUAAAUAUGUCCUUGGAUGUAGUCGAUGAAGAACCUGAUAAACAAAAUGUUGAUGUUCCAGAAGAAAAGGUAAAGAUAGAAAUAAUUGAAUCAAAUGUAAAGGAGGAAUCGCUAAACGAAGUAGUAAAUCCCGUUGAACAGACUGAUGAUGAUAUCACUGAGAUAAAAGUGAUUCAGAAGGCUGAUGAGAAGAUAAAAGAUAAACCUGAAGUUAAACAGCAAGAAAAGAAUGAUCCUGAAUCAGAGGUUACUACUGUUGAGGAAAAGAAGAAACCACUACAAACGGAUACAGAUUCCAGUUUACCAUCUGGAAAUUUGAGUGUGUUUGUUUGUCCACCGGAAUUGGAAAAGAAAGAAGUAGAGAUUCAAUUGGAACGGAAGAAGAAAAUGCAGGAAAUUAUCCAAAACAUUGGGAUUAAAUUGCAAAGGGAUGCGUCUAAAAAAGGUUUAUCUAUAAUAGACAAAUUGAAGGAUAAAAUGAAGACUAAUUUAACGACAUCAAGUAACGAAUCUGAUUCUAAUAUAAUAAUAAAUUCUCCGGAUAAAACUCCGAUUAAUAGCACAACUUCACAGACUUCACCGACUUCACCGUCAUCACCAACGCCGUCUCAAAGUAAUACCACUGAAGUGUCUGACAACUCUGAAGUUCCUUCAGUGGUAGAUUCAGAAAAGAAGGAAACUUUAAAUGAUAAACAACCUCAAGAGGAUAGUACCUCACGUAUAACACAGUCAUCUGAUACAAAGUGUGAUUCUCAGCCUAUAUCUGAAACAGAUCUGACAGAUUCAAUGGCUAAUAAACCAUUAGUAAUGUCAGAUACGAAAAAGAAUGAAGAAAGCGACAUAGAAACUAGCGAUAACGAAAAUAUGAAGGAUAGUGCACCAAUUUAUGAGUCUGAUUUCAGUAGCGAACAAUCGGACAGUGAAUUACCUACCGAUGUUAACAUGAUCUUGAAAGAAACUUCAAAUAUGAAUGCAUCUUGCAAGGAUCCAAUGCUUACCACUAUACAAAGAUUAGCUGCUCAACUUCAAGCAACAAAGCAAGAUGAAACUUCUUCUAAACCUGAGGAAUCUAAAAGGGCAUUUCCUUUUGCUUCUAUCCCCAAGCCACCAGACGUCGUUCCCAUAUCUAAUAUUAAAAAAUUUGUUGGAAAAAAGGAAACUAGAUACCAUGAAAUAUCACAGGACUCGGCUGAUGAUGGUGAUCUAUCUAAGAACUUCAUCCGAUUGAGACGUCUUAGCGGAGAUAAGUUAUCGAUACCAACGCAGUCCUUAGACGUUCAAGAAAGUGCAUCUUUAAUAAAGAGCAAUGCGGACCAGUCUAGUACUGCAGAUAAAACAGAUUCCGUGUUAAAGCCAGAUAUUGAGGAGGAGUGUUCAUUUUUGAAAAUCGAAAAUGUAGUUAGUCUAGCACCAAAAGUCGAUGGUGCUGAAAGUCCUAUUAUAAAUGAUAUAAGAAAAGCAGUUGAGACUUCUCCAAUAAGAAACAAAGGCAUAUCUCUGUUGAAAAAAUCUAAAAAUUCGCCUAUAAUUUUAAAGAGACUCAAUACUGUGACUAUUACACAGCCAUUAACAAAGAAUAUGCAAACAGUGCAAUCGACGCCAGAUAAGAUGAAGUUAAUUCCAGUGAAAAGUAUAUCCCCUUCUCCAGUUGUAACUACUACUCAGCUUACCACCAAUUUUAUUCCGAUUGCGUCAAAAUCAACAAUUAUUCAAGUGGACAAUAAGUUGUCUUUUCCUAUUUCACCUCCGGCGACUACUCGAACUGUCAGUGUUAGCGGAUCGCCGCAACCAUCGCAGAGUUUGAAUUACAAAAUCGUGAAAGUGGUUCGAGCGCCCACUGUAAUAAAACAGAAAGAACCUUUAGUCUCGGCGAUUAAAUUGAAAUCGGCUGACGCGUAUAAAGCGAUGUUAAAAGGCGCUAAAUUGAUUCAUUUGUACAAAUGUAUGGCACGUGAUUGUCGCUUCACUACUGAUAUAUUGGCGAUAUAUCAACAGCAUUAUCUUCAACACGCCAGCGAAGCUCAACACUCAAUGAUGCCACCGCCGUAUGAUUAUCAAAAAUGUGCCUAUUGUUACAUGAUACUGGAGGAUUGGAAUCAAAUGAAAACACAUAUCGACGAGAAGCAUGCACAUUGUCGUUUUCAGUGCAUGUACUGUUUUUACAGAGCUAUUGUACCUUCUUAUGUGCAUACGCAUCAGAUAAUAACACAUCCUAAGAAUCGUGGUCUUCUACUUGGCAAAGAGAAAGAAUUUCCGAAAGAAGAAAUCAAUCGACACGACACAAUACAUCCUUAUGUGUGCUACCAUGAUUGUGGGAAGUUCUUCUACGUUCCUGAAUCUUUUAUAUCACACUUAAGGAAUAAACACGGACUGCCUAUUUCUGGCUAUAAGUGUCACGUAUGUCGUGCUACUUGCAUGAAAAUCGAUCAACUAAUAACGCACUAUAAAACGCAUGGGUUUUACAAAUUCCAAUGCUUAUAUUGUUUAAAUGGAGCGGAUCACUUUAAUGAAAUGCAUAAACAUCUGAGCCUGUUUCAUUGUAAUCGAUCACCUCAGGUUCUCGAACGAACUCUUACUCCUCAGCCAGUACGAAACAAAGAUGUGAUAGAUCAAUUGGUUAUAAAAUGGUUUGAUGACAAUUUUAAAAUCAUAGAAGAUGUAAUUGAUCUGGAGAACGAAGAAAGAAAUAGCAAAGAAAUUGAUAUUGUUGACGUGUCUUCGUCUCACAAGAUAUUUUAUCCUCAAUUGUCUAAAGACGUAUCUUUGUUGAACAAGGACGAAAAUGACGUGUUAAAUAUAGCUAGUUUAUUUGAAAGUGAUAAUAAUUCAAAUAGUUCUAUGAAUGCUAAUACUUCACAAUACGAAAAAUCGUUAAAUGAAAGCUCUAAUGAUAGUAUAGUGAACAAGAUGUUCGGAAGUUUGAUAAAUGACUCUGAGAUUUCGGUAACUUCAAUUUUGAACAAAGAAUCCGUAGAUAAAAGUUUAAUAGAUAAAUGUAAAAAGACCAGCGUUCUAUCUGAUAAAGCGGAAUUAAUAGUAUCUUCUGAAGGGACUUUUGAUAGCAACGAUGAAUUUAUAAAUAUUAAUUUGCUGGACAAUCCUGAUUUCGUGAAAAAAAUCAAUCACACCAUUAAUGUGACUCACGUGCCUGCUUCAUCUACGAGUAAAAUGGAUGAUAGCGACAUUGAAAUUGUAGACAUUGAUGAUACGGAAAUUAUUCCAACAAAAAAUAUAAAAUCCGAGUCGAAUGGAAAGGAAAGAAAAAAUAGUAUUGAUGUAAGUGAGAAAGCAAACGUAGAUCCAGAGAAAGAUAUAAAAGAACAAUCUUCUACCGAUAUAAAAGAUCCAAACGCGUCCUGCGACACCAAUAAAAGUUCUAUUACAAAAAUAGAUAAACCCUUAACUUUGGACGACAUUAAAGACACUGGCUUCUCAGGAGCACAAUUGUACAAGUGUGGCUACGAAACGUGUAACUAUAGUGUACAGACUGCGGCUCAGUUGAAGAUGCACGUGAAAGAAUGUACCUUUGGUGGUGAUAAUAAAAAUCUGACUUGCGCUCAUUGUAGCAAACGGUUCUUGAGAGCUGGGUUUUUAUUAGAGCAUUUGAAAUCACAUGGGUUGAAGCGAUUUGGUUGUUCAUUGUGCAAAAUGAGAUGUACGGUGGGUUACCAAGCAAUGGCGCAUAUGAAGAUGAAACAUAAAUACGCGUACAGUAAAUUAAUUCCGGCUGAUCCAAAAAAUCCAUCCGUUGAUGGAUUGUUCAUCGUACAACCUAUUCGGCAAAAUGUAGAGCGUAAAGGGAAGAAACGUAAAAGUAAUACAAAGUCAAACGAAAAGGACGGUGAGAAAGCAACGGUAGACGUUGAGAAAUUCAGCUUCGGUCCUGAUGAAAUAGAUUCCCUGCCACGUCAAGCGAUCUACAACCGUGAAGUGCAAUGUGCCGUGUGUCCGUAUACGACGAAAGUUCGUAUGAAUAUUAUCAGACAUUUGCAACUGCACGCAAAAGAUGAGAGAGUGCCAGAGAGCGGUCCGGUCAAUCCUGUGCCUUGUUUGGAUAAGAAGGAACGAAUGUUUGAUAAGAUGGUCAACUUGGCGAGUAGUUCUCAUCAAAAUGGUCGAAUGGGAGGGAAAUCUAAAGAGAUUAAUAAGAAUAACGACGACGAGUUCAUCCCGAAAUUUGUACCGGAGCACAAGAGAUACGUGUGUGGUGUAGCUGAAUGCAAUUAUUUAACGGUCAAUGAGGCAAUGUUACGAUGUCAUUUAAAGGCUUUACAUUCUGAGGAACAGUAUUUCCGGUGUCCUCAUUGCCCACAACCACCAUCGGGCCAAGAGGGAUUAAAUAUUGCGAUUGAUAAAAUGGCCGUUCAUUUGAAAAUGCACGAUACCAGACUUUAUAAAUGUUCUCACUGCAAUCAUCAUCAUUAUCAUAGACACGUUGUGGAGAGACACCUUUCCGACAAACAUCCUGAGAAAAGGCCAUUUGUAAAGGUGAUCAGGGAGUUAGAAAAUACGGAAAACAAUCAACAAUCCAUACAAGAAGAGGUUGAAGAGGAAGUACCAGAUCCAGAUGGAAAUCAUUGGAAAUGCAACAUUUGUGAUUAUAAAUGCGUGUAUAAGGCGGAAAUGAUCAAUCAUACGUCCACGACACACGAUGAGAAGUGUCAAUAUAAAUGUAAUUCGUGCUCCUUUAAAACCAGUGGCAAAAUUAUAUUCGAGCAACAUAUUAGCAGCAAGCAUCCUAACGAUUCAAGCGUUGAUUAUAUUUUAAUGUAUCAACGAAUAAAAGGUGUGAACAAAAAGACAGCAGAUGGCAUAGAACAGACUGGGCAAGAUGAACCGUUUGAUACUACUCCGCUUUGGAGACGAGACAUGCCUCGAAUCAGACACAUUCGUGGAAUUCUUCUCGAAGAAGAGAACGAAGUGUCGAUGGAAUCCACUUUGAAGUUGGGAAAACGGAAAAGUGACACGGAAUUGUCAGUGCUUAAACCGGCUAAAAUAAAGUCGGGAAAAUCUAAUUCGUUGGACGACAGCAAGCAAACGAAAGAAAAAUCUAAGCGAUCAUUGUCUUGUGACAAGAUGCCUGAAGAAACAGAAGUAGCGAGUAGCACCCCUAAUGCGAAGGAAGAAAAGGAAGUUAAACCUAAACUGAUCGAAGAUAAUGAUUUCAACGAAUCCGAUAUAGGAAGGUUUGGUCCUUAUGGAAAAGCAGAUGGUAAUAUGUAUGUCUGUACAUUGUGUACACAGUUUAAAACUAAAUACAAGCACGAUAUGAGAGAUCAUCUAUACAGAGAACUAAAUUAUGCUAGAUGGCACUGUAAGGAAUGUGGAUACUUAUCUGUGAACCGUAAUGCCUUAUUGAAACAUUUUACUAAACAUCACAAUGGAGAACGUCCUAAUCAUGAACCGUUAUCUCCGGAUGAUGAUAUCGAAGAAUGGGUUGGCACACUAUUGAAGAGACAAACACUAAUGAUAAAAGGAUUAUUAGCUAAGCAAAACGCAAGUAAUGUAGAAAGUUCUGCCACUACAGCAAACACAGAUGGAAAUGAUUCGAAACCAGCUGUGGCUAAGGUCAGCCAAAGCAUUGUUAGCAAAACUUCAAAAACUACAAAUAAACAGAACAAGGAACAAACUACCAAAAAUAGUUUCAAAGUGCAAGAUGAGAAUAAUAAAGAUGACGCGAUUCCCGUUGCCGAUAUAAAGAGUGAAAGUGGACCAUCAAAGAAGAAAACUGGGAAAGUGAAUUAUCCUGAAAAAGGUGGACCAGAAGAGAAACAGGAAAAGCCAUUUAUUUGUAAACAUUGCAAAAUGACUUUCUUCCGGUGGCGCGGUUUUAAACUACACAUACAGUUAACACACUUGAAACGACUUGGGUUUAUCUGUCCUUACUGUGACCGUAGCACAAACUCUGAGGGUUUGAUGCGUCAACAUAUUCGUUCCAAGCAUCCCGGUUGUGCUGAGAAGAUAAUUGAGAAUCCCGCAGCCGGCGGGCCAGAAUUGCCGGAAGAAUUUUGGCAGCAAGAAUACGGGAUCGUGUUUCCGAAAAGGAACAAGAAACGAAAAAGAAAAAUGAGCGGGGAAGAAAUCGCGGAGAAGAGCGACGGCCAAGUCAAUAUUGAACCGCAGGAAAAGUGUAACAUGUGCAAUUUUACCGCCAUGAAUACGACCGGUCUUAAAAUACACAUGAGGGUACACGCGACCAAAAGUUUACUGAAAUGUUCUUAUUGUAGUUUUACCGCGCCAACGAAAUCUGAAGUCUGGGAACAUUGGGAUAUCAAUCAUUCUGAUUCGUUUUUACCAUUUAAAGUCGAAGACAUAUCUCCACCUGGAUCGUCUGGCGAAUCUACGGAGACAGAACACGAUAAGAAGGUUAGUUCCGACGACUACAGCAAUGAUAUAGAGGAAGAGCAGAUCUCGGACCCGAGAGAAGAGGAAUCUUUGGAUAUUGUUCAAAAUGAUUGGGACGUAAUGACGAAUGAACCGACAUUGCAGAUUGAUUCUUCUAAAACAAAGUCGAACUAUCCAUUCAGAUACAAGGACAUACGCGUGUCGUCGGAGAAACCGUUAGCAAAAGCUCAAUGCUCGAAGACACAAGCAGAAAAUCCUUACGAAUUGUAUCUGCAGUCGCAUAGUGACGUACAGCAAGUCGAGAGUUCUGGAUCGGAGCAAAAAGAUUGGACUUGUGAAUGGUGUAAGGAAUCGUGUAAUUCCGAGAUCAAAAUGAAAAGGCAUCACGACAUGUUCCAUUCGCACUUGCCAUUGAACUUCAAGAUCCAAGAAAAGACCAGUGUGUUUCAAGGAUACGUCUGUCCCGAGUGCCCGUUCACCACGACGCUUCUUAACGUUAUGAGGAGCCACGUGUCCAAGCAUAUAAAUUUGUUCAAAUGUAAAUAUUGUAAUAAAUCUUUCAGUUCUCCCUCGGACAUCUCCACGCAUAACACCGAAGAACAUCCUGACAUGGAAUUGAAGAUAGAAAGUAUACAGAAUUAUGAGUCAUUGCUUGAGAAUAUGAUGGUUAAAGUCACGUGGCAGAAACCUGAAAUGAGUUCUGAUAAAAACAAAGAUUCAGAACCGUCAACGUCGGGAUUACCACGGAAGAACGCAGUAGCGAAAAAGUCUACUGCUAAGAGUGCAGUUCGUCUGAACGCUAUGCCUUACAGGCUAAAAGCGGUGGCAAGGAAAUCUACUAAUCCAUAUUCAAGAUAUCUUACUAGUAAUAAAAUGCCAGAUGAUCAAGAAGAAACAAAGAGUAAACAGUUUUCUUAUUAUGGUGUUCCUAGAAGUCCUGUUAAUUUAGCCAAGUUGAACACGUACAUGGUAGUUGGCGGACAUCGUAUGAAAGUGAACUGUACCACUCUUGCACAGUUGAUCAACAUCAAUCCGAAGAUAACACUGAAAGAUCUCAAAAAUGACGUCAAGAACAUCCCAGCGCUUAAAAAAUUGAAGCAAUGAAUGGAAAUGUAAAGGUAAAAGUAAAUGCUGACGCGGUUUAAUUUAGUAUGAUAAAUAUUUAUUGUGUGAUCAUUAUUGAUAUGAUGAUUAACAGUAACCAAAGUAACUCACGGUAUUAUGUACGUUUCUCUGUGACGUUAUACUUAAAAGAUAUUAAAACAACAAUGAAUUUUUAUAAAAUUCAUUGAUUCCCUCGAUGUAUUGUGAUGAUACGGAAAACGUGUGUAAAGAGUUCUCACAGUUGAUCGUUUGAUAGUUAUAUAUUUUGUGCUUAUACUCACCAUUAGUGUACAUUUAGAAAUUUUGAGAAAUAUAAAAAAAAAUGUAUAUUUGUACUUCCUAUAAGAUUAUGUUGCUCUUUUGUAAAUUACCUUAUUGAAGAAUUGGACUUAGACGAGAGAGAAAAUGUUUUUUGUAUCUAUAAAAAUUGUAUUUCAUCAUAUUCGAUUACUGUGACAUCAAUUUACCACUUUAACUAUAUCAAUGUUGUAUAUAUACAUAUAUAUUCUGCACAUAUAUUUUUAAUUAAAAAAUAUUAUAAAAAGCUGUUAAGUACGGAGGUAAAAUGUGUCGUGCUAUAAGUUGAUAAAGGAUUAUUCCAAAAAUCAAAACGCAGAAUUAUAUAGCAUGGAAAUUUUAAAUAAAAGUGUAGGCGAUAUACAUUAACUAGAUGCUUUGAAAAAGAUAGAUAUUAUUUAUUUAUUUUGGAAUAUGUAAAAUCUCUUAAUAUUAGAAAUUACAUUUUUCUUAUUUUUACAAAUAAUAACGUAUAAUAAUAUCUCUUUUAAGUACUUAUAUUUAAUAUCGGCCAUGUCUUAUUAAUUCAAAAAUAAUUAAUGACGAAUUUAAACAUACUUUAAAAGAUAAUUUUGUAAAAAUGAUAAAUAUAAAAAAAUGAAAUCUUAACGCGUAAAAUUUAUCGAUACUGAAGAAUCAUUAUCAAUUGUAAAGAUAAUAAUAAACCAUUUAUUAGUAAAAACCUAUCCAGUAAAAUUUGAAGAUUUGAUUUCAAUUUUGCUUUAAGAAAGUAUCGGUGAACAAUUUUACGUGUUGAUACAGUAGAAUUGUAUUUAUUUCAAUUAAAUUUUAAUCAAUAUCCGAUUAAAUAAAUUGUUUCUAUUUGAAUCCACUUAUUUGGAUCCUAUUAUGUGAACGAAAAAAUCAGUGAUAGAAAAUGAACCUUUGUCAUAUAAAUUAUUUGUCUUACAAGUUCAUAUAAAUGGAGUUUUACUGUAUCUAAUAUACCGUUUUAUACGAUAAAUGUGUAUUUAAAAUUUAUAUUUUAUUGCGUUUAAAGUCGAAUCUGCUCGAGUUUUAAAAUUAAGCUUGAUGACAUCGAACAUAAGAUGGAAAAACAAGACUGAGUGUCCUGUAAAUAGUUUCAUUUAGAAACAGAAAUUGUAAAUAUCGUGUACUGUAAAUAUAAAAUUUCACAUAAA